Messenger RNA from Quercus robur (English oak), 3267 nucleotides. Its product is annotated as putative leucine-rich repeat receptor-like protein kinase At2g19210. NCBI's taxonomy places the organism in Eukaryota, Viridiplantae, Streptophyta, Magnoliopsida, Fagales, Fagaceae. Gene Ontology annotation, molecular function: protein binding; protein kinase activity; ATP binding. The record is from RefSeq and is a predicted model, not a curated record. The transcript has 13 exons. Bases 398 to 3121 code for a protein of 907 amino acids. Gene Ontology annotation, biological process: protein phosphorylation.
AUCCCAUUUCAAAAAAAAAAGACACAGACAAUUACAAGGAGUCAGCUCUGAAUUCUUGUAAAACCAUGAUAUCACACUGUUUUAAGAUGACCAUUUUCAUUUUCACGUGUGAAUGACAAAUUUCAUUGAACAACAAUAUUGGCUUGAAUGAGUUCAACUGCUUUUCCAUAAUACAGAUGCAAUAAAUUUGGAAGAUUCAACGCAAUGCAACGUACGGCUGGUACGACGGAUAAAGUGUAAAUGUCAAAGCUUGAAGCAGGAGCAAUUGAUUUAUAGCCUCUUCCAUGUUCUUCUUUAGCUGCUCAACAACCAGUGCAAAAGACUCAAUGAUUUACUGGAUACAUCUUUUCCAUAUAUCUUCACUAACACAAUAUCUCAUUCUAUUUCUCCACGGUAGAUGGGUGGGGUAUUUGGAAACAAAUGGUCUCCGGAUUCAAUGAUGUGGUUAACUUUUGCAUCGGUGUCUGCCUUGUGGGCAAUUACUGUAAGUUCAGCUAAUUUGGUUUCAGAGAGGGAGUUUAGUAAUUACAAACAUGGUAGAAGGAAACUAGACGACAUAGGAGGUUCCAUAAGCAUUGAUUGUGGGAUUCUGGAUGAUUAUAAAUACACUGAUGACAAAACUGAGAUAGAAUACAUUUCCGACAAAGAUUUCAUCGACUCUGGAGAGAAUAGGAACAUAUCUUCUAAGUUCAAUCAUGAAACCCUUCAAAAAUAUCUAUGGAAUGUGAGAAGUUUUCCUCUGGGAAACAGGAGUUGCUACACCAUAAGACCUCACGAAGGCAAAGAUACUACCUACUUCAUCAGAGCCACCUUCAUGUAUGGGAAUUAUGAUGAGCAGGACAAGUUGCCAGAAUUUGAUCUAUAUAAUGGAGUUAAUAUUUGGGACAAAGUAAAGUUUGACAAUGAAUCUCAUAUUGUCAUCAAGGAGAUUAUACAUUUCUCUUUGAUGGAUCACAUAAAUGUUUGUCUCUUAAAUACUGGCUCAGGAACUCCUUUCAUAUCAGCCCUAGAGCUGAGGCAUUUUCAUAAUUCAAGUUAUAGAAUCCCACCUACAAAAUCCUUGGUUCUGUACAGGCGUUUUGAUGUUGGUUCAACAACUGGUCAAGUAAUCCGGUACAAAGAUGAUGCUUAUGAUCGAAUGUGGUUUCCUUAUAACUUUCCUCAAUCAAUACCAUUCGAUACCUCCUCUGCUGUUGAUAGUGUGAAUCAUUCUGAAUAUAAACUGCCAUCAAUGGUCAUGAACGCGGCAGUCAGACCAAUGAAUAAUGACUCCCUUGAUUUUGAAGUGGAUACUAAUGAUCCCACUUUAGAAUUUUACAUAUAUCUGCACUUUGCCGAACUUGAAAUCAUCCAAGAGAACGAACAAAGAGAAUUCAACAUUAAUCUAAAUGGUAACUCCUGGAAGGAAUCUGUUGUUCCUCUCUACCUGUCCUCAACUACUAUAAAUAGUAGCACGCCAGUGAGGGGACCCAAGCUCAAGUUUUCUAUUUAUAAGACGGAAAAUUCCACCCUCCCUCCUAUUCUCAAUGCAAUGGAGGUUUACAUAUUUAAAGAUUUCUUACAGGCACCAACAGACCAAGAAGAUGUUAAUGCCAUCAUGGACAUUAAAGUGAGCAAUGGGGUUACUAAAAUCUGGCAAGGAGAUCCAUGUCUGCCACGACCUGCGUGGGAUGGCCUGAAUUGCAAAGACAAUGGUUAUGAGCCCCCUAUAAUCAUCUCCUUGAAUCUAGACUCAAGUGGAUUGACAGGAAAGAUAUCUCCUUCAAUGGCUAGGUUUAAAUCAUUAGAGUACCUGGACUUAUCAAACAAUAGCUUAACAGGACCACUACCAGAAUUUUUGUCACAAAUGCCAAACUUAACAACCCUGAAUUUGUCAGGAAACAAACUCUCUGGUUCAGUUCCUUCUGCUCUCCUAGAAAGAUCAAAUAAUGGUUUUCUGUCAUUGAGUGUGGAUGGAAAUCCAGACCUUUGUGUGAUGGCUCCAUGCAAAAAGGAGAAAAAGAAUUUUGUUGUCCCGUUAAUUGCAGCCACUGUCUCAGCUCUAGUUGUCUUAACUAUGCUAGUUGUUUGUUGGCGCUGCAAAAGAAAACAAGCUGCAAAGCAACUUCCAAGUACUCACCAAGGAGGCAGGCCACUGAAGUCAGACAAUCGACAAUUCACAUACUCUGAGGUUGUAAGUAUAACCAAUAACUUUCAGAAAAUUGUUGGGAAAGGGGGAUUUGGAACGGUAUACCAUGGAUGCCUAAGUGAUGGCAUGCAAGUUGCAGUCAAAAUGCUCUCUCCAUCAUCAACUGAUGGCUCAACGCAAUUUCUCACAGAGGCUCAGCUCCUGAUGCGGGUUCAUCAUAGAAACUUAACUUCCUUUGUUGGAUACUGCAAUGAGGGUACAAAUUUUGGGAUCAUCUAUGAGUACAUGGCGUAUGGGAACUUAGAAGAGCAUCUAUCAGGUAAAACAAGAGACGCUUUGAGUUGGAAAGAGAGACUUCAGAUUGCAGUUGAUGCGGCACAAGGCCUAGAGUACUUGCAUCAUGGUUGCAAACCACCUAUAAUUCACAGAGAUGUGAAGACAGCCAACAUUUUAGUGAAUGAAAAACUGCAGGCCAAGAUAGCUGAUUUUGGUUUCUCAAAAUUCUUCACUGAAGGUCAAACUCAUUUAUCCACUGCUAUUGUUGGCACGAUGGGUUACCUUGAUCCAGAAUACUACACUUCCAACAGGUUAACUGAGAGAAGUGAUGUGUACAGCUUUGGAAUUGUACUUUUGGAGCUGAUCACAGGCAAGAGAGCAAUAAUAAAAAGCCAUAACAAGGAUAACACUAAUAUUGUUGAUUGGGUUAGCCCCCUUCUUGCUAGAGGGGAUAUAAGAAAUAUCAUUGAUCCGAGAAUGCCUGGAAAUUUUGACACAAAUUCGGUUUGGAAGGCAAUAGAGACAGCAAUAGCAUGUGUGCCAUUAAUUUCCAUCCAAAGGCCAAGCAUGAGCCAUGUGGUGAUUGAAUUGAAGGAGUGCUUGGAGAUGGAAAAGGCUCAUGAACAAGAUUGUGGUCCAAUGACGAAAUCAUUCAACGACACAUUUGAAGUGAACCCUUUGGGCCUUGAGAUGGAUAUGGUUCCCCAGGCAAGGUAGUACGUACUAGGUAGCCAAUUGCUGGUUUUGAGUAUAAUACAAACGAUCCAAGUUGUUGAUUGUAAAUAUAAUGAUCGCUUAUUUUUCAUUUGAGAAAGAAAACAAUAAGUUAAGAAAAUCUAUAAAUCUUUGGUAUAUGUCUUUCA